UGCAUACAUGCAGACGCCACUGUUCUUUCUACGAAAAGCUUAAACGAUCUGGUUACUCGUGCAGGAGACUCUAUGGAAGCCAGGGCUAAAUAUCGAAUGACGUUUGCUGACGCUUCUCACAAAAUGGCGCUGAUCUCCAAAGACAAGAAAAAGAGCAUUCAGAAAGCACGAGAAUAUUAUGAAUUAAGGGAAGAGGCGAAAAAGGUACAAAGCGAGUCGUUAAAGUCAGCACGUCAGUACCAGUCCGCCAUUGGGAUUUACCGGGCUGCCAAGGAAACAGUGGCUCUAGCCGAGGAACGCCUGUUACAGGGCGGGGAGGUUCAGCUGACCUCAGCAUGGCAAGAGAUGCUUAACCAUGCAACAAUACGGGUGAUGGAAGCUGAGCGGGAAAAGAGGAUUAGUGAGGAAAAACAUCAGAAAACAACGUUUCGCUGGCGAGACUUAGAAAAGAGGACACAUGAAUUACAGCGGAAGUUUAAACGAGCUAUAUCAAACGCAAGGAGUUACUUUGAGAUGAAGCAACAACUGGACUUGCGGCUACAGCAACAGAAGCAGAACGUGCUGGACCUACAGCAAGCUAUUAAGGGCUAUAAAGUCAAGUAUGCUGACACUCUUCGAACGCUGGAACAAAUAUCGGAGUCAAUUCACGAAUCAAGACGUCAAAAUCUGAUACUCAUGUUUCCAAGGCAACCGGGUGUUGGAGCUGAAUCUACAAAUGUCUCGCCCAGUUUGUCCGAGCUGACCCUAGAAAAACUUGAAGAUAGACAAACGUGGAUGACCGAUGAGGAAAUGUUUCAUGAUGACGAUGUGGACGAGGAUUUCCAGAAGUCAUCAAUACAUUCCGCAGAUUCCUUUGUUUCAUUGGAUGCUGUGUCAGAACUUACCUCAAGUAACAGUGACAUCACAAAACAAGUGAGCUCAAGUGUUGAUGAGGUCAUGGUUAGGGGCAUGGUCAACAACAGAUUGGGAAAUUCCCAUGAAGGGAUAGGACUACUGGGUGCUAAAUCCUUCUGUGACAAAACUGAGCCUGAACGCAAAACUGAGCCUCAACGCAAGGACGAAUAUGCGGAGAGUGAACGUGAAAGGGGAGUGCAGGAGGAGAUCCACUACUACGACACACUUACAGAUAAUGUAGGACGUUUAUCAGUGUGUGGAGGUAAUGACACGACAGAGAGCGGUCUCAAACAGGUUCAUAACACACUCCACGACGAUCAGGUGCUACACGCUCACAACAAAACUAGUCACUCGUGUGGAGCCACAAGGGAGAAUCCACCACUGUUACAACUUAAUACAAAACAUUUACAAAGAAACCAAUUUUACACCGUUAAAGGAGAAUAUCAACAAAACGAUACUAGAAAUACUAGUGAUUUACUAAAACAUUAAUUAAAAUUGAGAAUUGAGAACAACAGACACUGCGCCACUGUUGUGGGGACACGCGUUGUCACCAUAUAGCUAGUGGAUUAUGGACCAAAUCAAUGUGUGACGUUCCCAGAACAGAUACAAUAUCUACAAAAUACGAGGUACUAGAUAAGGAGACCUGUAUUUACAUGGCACCUUAUCUAUAUUGUUAGCUGGUGAGAUGAUAGUCCGUGACUGAUACGAUGAAGUAGGUUUAUACUUCAGUUAGCUACUGGUAUACAUCUUAAACUAUCUCUGGUGACGGUAAGAUGUUUAAUCUGUUCAAUACAUUACUAUUACACAUAUAAAACAAUACUUACUUGUAUUUAUUUUUUUCAUCGCUCUGCACACGUAAACUAGGAUUAAUGCAAAGAUUGAAACACAUAAACAUUUGAUCAUGAAA
This is a messenger RNA of Mizuhopecten yessoensis (Yesso scallop), 1801 nucleotides long. RefSeq names its product SH3 domain-binding protein 5-like. Bases 73 to 1383 code for a protein of 436 amino acids. The record is from RefSeq and is a predicted model, not a curated record. Gene Ontology annotation, cellular component: cytoplasm. The transcript is spliced from 7 exons. Lineage: Eukaryota; Metazoa; Mollusca; Bivalvia; Pectinida; Pectinidae. Gene Ontology annotation, biological process: negative regulation of protein tyrosine kinase activity; intracellular signal transduction. Gene Ontology annotation, molecular function: protein kinase inhibitor activity.